GUACAGUUUACCAUUGCACGUAUUAUUGAGAGUUACUCGGCAGUUUCUGAUUGGAAGGCCCUGGAAUCCUGGCUGUUGGAAUUGCAAAUGCUCCGUGCUAAGCAUGCUGGAAAAAGUUUUUCUGGUGCUCUAACAACUGCUGGCAAUGAAGUAAAUUCCAUUCAAGCCUUGGCACGCUUUGAUGGNUUGGCACGCUUUGAUGAGGGUGAAUUUCAGGCAGCAUGGGCUUGUCUUGAUUUGACCCCUAAAAGUAGCAGCGAACUCACUCUGGAUCCCAAGUUGGCCUUGCAAAGGAGUGAACAAAUGCUGUUGCAAGCUAUGCUUCAUCAAGUUGAGGGAAGAAUAGAGAGGGUAACAGAGGAAUUGCAGAAGGCCAAGGGGAUGCUGAUGGAACCAUUAUCUGUCUUGCCUUUGGAUGGACUUGUCGAGGCAGCAUCACAUGUCAAUCAGUUAUACUGCAUCUCUGCAUUUGAAGAAUGUUACAAGCUCAAUAUAAGCCAAGACAAGCAUUUUCCAUCGCUAUUAAGCUCUCAUAUGCAAGCGAUGAAGUCUCCGAUUAUCAAAGUUCGCCAAGAUUGCAGUAUAUGGUUGAAGGUCCUACGAAUAUGUCAAACGGCUUACCCCGCAUCACCUAUGACUCUCAAACUUUGCAGGAAUUUGAUGAGCUUAGCUCGUAAGCAAAAAAACUUCCGUUUGGCAAAUCGUCUUGACAAUUAUCUCAAAGAACAUCUUUCUAGUUGCCCUGAUGGAAGUACUCGUGACAAUAUAAUUCUUAGCUUGGAGUAUGAGAGAGUACUGUUGAUGCAUGCUGAAGACAAAUUUGAAGAUGCUUUAACCAGUCUUUGGUCAUAUGUCCGUUCUUCCGUGAUUUCAUCUUCAUUUGUAGCGUCUGACGCCAUUGAUAGAGUUCUGAAGGCAAAGGCAUGCCUGAAACUAUCGAAUUGGUUGCAAGAAGGUUAUUCAAAUUCAGGGAUGAAAGACAUAGUCCUCAAAAUAAGAUGUGAUUUCAGCACCUCACCCGGCAGAGAGGAAUCUAGCUUCAUUCUUGAUAAUCUGGCUUCUAAGGAGAAUGUGAAUGCUACUAUUGAGGAACUGGUGGGCACUGCAACAAAGUUGUCGUCCCAACUCUGUCCCACU
Molecule: messenger RNA, 1137 nt
Organism: Nicotiana tabacum (common tobacco)
Lineage: Eukaryota; Viridiplantae; Streptophyta; Magnoliopsida; Solanales; Solanaceae
Source: RefSeq, a predicted model, not a curated record